This is a messenger RNA of Triticum urartu, 1161 nucleotides long. The record is from RefSeq and is a predicted model, not a curated record. NCBI's taxonomy places the organism in Eukaryota, Viridiplantae, Streptophyta, Magnoliopsida, Poales, Poaceae.
CUCAGCUCCACUGGGCGCUGCCGAGCCAGGCAGGCGCAAGAUGAAGAAGAUAGAACUAGGUGGCCACUGAGUCAAGGCGAGUAAACGGGCUAAGUUGGGUCGGUGGGCCAUGGGCCGUCUGGGUGCGAGCGUGUGUGUUGUAAUGGGUAUAUAUCCCCACAGUCUGUACUGGUUUGGUAUCGAAAAGGAAGGAAAUGAAAUAGGCUCUGUCCUUCCUCUCCUUUCCCUGCUUUCCUCUGCUCCCCUCGAUCUUCUUCUUCCCCAAGUCCCAAAUCCUAGGGUUUACCCAAGGCAAGGACGUGACAGAAGCCCGCGGCCGAGGAGGCGGGGGGCAGGAGGAAGAGGAUGAAGGUGGUCAAGAGGAGGCUGUCGCAGGCGCUCAUCGUCCACACCAUGGCCUACCCCUACAAGAUGGAGCACAUCCCCGCCGACCGCCUGGCCAAGCGCUCCAAGUUCUUCCGCGAGUUCUACGCUGAAAGCAAGCAGACGGCCGACAAGAUCGUGGCCUACCAGCGGGGACUCAUCGACCAGUACAAGGCCAAGGGCUACGCGGAGGAGGACAGGGAGGUCACCGACGACGAGGAGGAGACGGUGGAGAGCUAGGGCAGCAGCCGUUUUUCUCUCUCAAAACUUCAAUCUAGGGGUUGAUUAUCUGCAAGGAGACUACGUAGUACGGCGUCCGUGUUUGGUGCGCCUGUCAUGAGUGUCUCCUGACUCCCUCAGUAGCUACUAUCGUGUAAUCAUUCUCGGUGUUAUCUUCGAGUGCCUUAGUGACCUAAAACAUCUUACAUUUGUUUACAGAGGCGGUAUGUUGCCUUGUAAAAUGAGAGAAGGUUAUCUUCUGUCAAAUUCAUAGAGGUUCGGGUACAGAAUGUGAUACCCGGUGGAGAGCUAGGGCAGCAGCCAUUUUUUCUUUCUUUCAAAACUUCAAUCAAGGGGUUGAUUAUCUGUUAGGAGCCUACAUAGUACGGCGUCCGUGUUUGCUCCCCUCACUAGCUACUAUCGUGUAUUCAUUAUCUUGGUGUUAUCUUCGAGUAGCGAGUACCUUAGUGAUCUAAAACAUCUUACAUUUGUUUACAGAGGGGUAUGCUAUUUAUCAUGUUGAAUACCUUCUGUCAAAUUCAUAGAAGUUCAGGUACAGAAUGUGGCCACACCCGGGUG